Pieris macdunnoughi is the source of this 1098-nucleotide messenger RNA. The record is from the annotation of a GenBank genome assembly. Lineage: Eukaryota; Metazoa; Arthropoda; Insecta; Lepidoptera; Pieridae.
AUGCUUAAACUAAGACUAUUACCUCGAACAACUGGAAUAAUAAAACGAACAAUGUCUACUCAAGAACAAGACGUUUUAUUUGAGAAUCUCAAUAAUGCAGGCAUUAUUACUCUUAAUCGUCCUAAGGCUCUGAAUUCUCUUAAUACCUCUAUGGUAACAAAACUUUUACAGCAGCUAAGGGAUUGGGAAAAUAACAAAAGCCUGGUGAUUGUGAAAGGCGCAGGUGAAAAGGCUUUCUGUGCUGGUGGGGACGUAAAAUCGGCAAUAGAUAGAGUUGAGGGGCCGAGAUUCUUUCAUACUGAAUAUAAUGUAAAUUAUUUAAUUGGAAAAUAUAAGAUUCCAUACAUAGCAUUUAUAAAUGGGGUAACAAUGGGAGGUGGUGUAGGAGUAUCAGUGCAUGGAAGAUACAGAGUAGCUACAGAGAAGACUGUCGUAGCAAUGCCUGAAACCAAGAUUGGUUUAUUCCCAGAUGUAGGGGCAUCUUAUAUUCUACCAAGGCUACAGGUUAACUUAGGAAUGUAUUUGGGUCUCACAGGAGAUAGAUUAAAAGGCAAAGAUGUUGUCAAGGCUGGUAUUGCCACACAUUUUGUCUCUAGCAAGCGUUUGUAUGAGCUCGAGAAGCUCUUAUCUCGGUGUACCAAUGAUAAUGAAGUCCUGUCAUUACUGAACAAAUUUCAUGAACCAUCAGAAGAGUUUUCUUUAGCGGACAACAUAAAGCAUAUUAAUUACUGCUUUGCGGCAUCUACUGUUGAGGAAAUUAUUGAACGUCUUGAAAAAGUACAAAAUGACUGGUCUUUUAAGAUAAUUCAGACACUUCGUCAGAUGUGUCCAGGAUCCCUGAAAAUAACUCUUCGAGCCCUGCAGCGUGGAGCCCAACUUGAGUUGCCACAGUGUCUGAAAAUGGAGUACCGCCUGGCUUGUCGAGCUACCGAGAACCAUGAUUUCCCUGAAGGUGUCCGCGCUCUGCUAAUAGACAAGGACAACAAACCCAAGUGGCAGCAUUCGUCCCUCUCUGACGUCGAUGAUGAUUACGUCGAAGAUUACUUUAAGAAACUCCCACAAGACAAAGAACUGCAAUUCUUUGACGCCAAACUGUAA